This is a messenger RNA of Polypterus senegalus (gray bichir), 1836 nucleotides long. RefSeq names its product cilia- and flagella-associated protein 206-like. Gene Ontology annotation, cellular component: ciliary basal body; axoneme. Bases 1 to 1836 code for a protein of 611 amino acids. Gene Ontology annotation, biological process: regulation of flagellated sperm motility; regulation of cilium beat frequency; sperm axoneme assembly. The transcript has a single exon. Lineage: Eukaryota; Metazoa; Chordata; Cladistia; Polypteriformes; Polypteridae. The record is from RefSeq and is a predicted model, not a curated record.
AUGUCACAUUUUCAUGCCAAAAAUAUCAUUAAGGUUAUUAUCCAUGAAAUUAUUGAGGCAUGUGCUAAUAAAGGACAACAGGUUUCUGAAACUCUGGUUGCUUUUAUUGUAAAAGCUGUUGUUUUGGAUCCAAGAAAUGAGUUUCAUGUUGUCAAAAAGCUUACAAAGUAUGAUAUUCAAACCCUUAUCAACAUCUGUGUGGACAGACUGCUGGACCAAAACAGCCCAUCACUAAAUACAAUCAAAAUGCAGAUUUACUUUGACAUGAACUAUGCAGGUAGAAAUGAAUAUUUAAAUGAACACCACAUUGUGCUGGAGUCCAAUUUAUCACCUGUGAGUCGAGACAUAACAGACAUCCAUGCCAAAAACAGACAGGAACUUGAGGCCAUCUAUCAUAAAAUUGUCAGUUUCGUUCUUCUAUGUUCAGGCCUGGGAGCUUCAAAUGACAUUGAUACAGUGGUAGAAGCAACUGUUGCCCUACAGAGUGUAUUUCCCCGGUCUAUGCUGGCAAGUUUUUUGUCCCUCAAAAAAAAGGAUAAGGAACAGCAGCUCAGAGAGCUUACUAUGAUUGUUACUGGGAUACGACUGUAUAAUAAGGAUGUUGGAAAAGGCGGAGAAAGUAUUGAUAACCUACCAGCAAUAUUAAACAAUGACAUCCCUACUACCAGCAACCAGCAUGAAGCAGAAAUGGAACUUUCCCUGAAUAUAGCUGAACGGUAUACCACCAUCCUUGAGAAACUUGAAAAUGGCGAUGUGAAUAAAGAUUUACAUGUGUAUGCGGACCUCCUGAAAGAAGCCCUUUAUAACAUUCAACAGCAUAUUGUUUUUUUACGCCUGAUAAUGUCUGAAAUAAUCACAUGUGCUCAGCAGGUGGAAUUCCUGCAGCAAAAAUUUGGGCAGCAAAUGGAAGAGUUAAAAUCAAUAGUUCAGGAUAAAAUUGCAGUUCCUACAGCAGAUGUCUAUCCCCAUUUUAUAGCUCUGUCACGCCUAUGGUAUGGAUUUCAAGGUGAGAUAGUGCUACUCUCAGUUUUUAACAAUAUAGCCACUAGUCUGAAGCCAUAUCUCUCUUCCCAUGUGCAAAUCUUCUCAGACAACACACUAGGACCCUUACUUGAAAAUCUAGAUGUAAAAACAACUGAGCAGAGAAUAGAGGAGACCUCAAGUGACCAGAUUGACCCUAGUGAGUAUAAAGACCAUAAUUGGCUGUUUCCUGAGACUACACAUAAUUUUGAUGCCCUGCCACUUCAGUUUGGGGGAAUCUGUGCAUACACUCUUGUUGACAAAAAUGGUCUCCUGUUGAUGGGAAAUCCUAAAAUAGGAAUUUUGAAACACAAUGAAAAAUAUUACAGCUUCAGCUCAAAGAAAGCAGCCAAGACCUUUGCUGAAAACCCAGAUAAAUAUAUCUGGCUAGUAAUAGAGAUGGCAAAACGACAUGCUGAGCUUAUUCAACUGUUGGAACUUCUGCAUCAGUUUGAACCAAUUACUCCUUAUACAGGGACUGCUACCAUAACUAGUAGUACUACUACAAAUAAAGAGAAAGGUAUAGUGAGACUUGGUACAACAAGUGACAUCAGUGCACAAACAGAAACCCACCUAUUGCCAUCACAUAUUGUUAAGUCCUAUGAAUGGAAUGAAUGGGAACUCAGAAGAAAAGCUAUUAAACUGGCAAAUCUACGGAAUAAAGUAACUCAUUCAAUGCAAACAAAACUUAGCCAUCUAAGGAGAGAGAACAUAUCUCAGGUGUACUUACCAAAACAGAAAGCUUCUCAAACCAAAAAAAUUAAUACAACUAAUGUACCUAAGAUUCAGGUUAUCCGUCAUGGCUUUUUAACAUAA